Molecule: messenger RNA, 1165 nt
Organism: Ipomoea triloba (trilobed morning glory)
Lineage: Eukaryota; Viridiplantae; Streptophyta; Magnoliopsida; Solanales; Convolvulaceae
Exons: 1
Coding region: 189-1025 (278 amino acids)
Biological process (GO): shoot system development; root development
Source: RefSeq, a predicted model, not a curated record
CCAAGAUCACAUGGCGAUCACAUUGCCAUAUAGCAGCAGCGGAUUGCGCAUCUUGUCUCCUUCUACACACCUCUUUCUCCUUUCUGUAUAUAACACCUUCACUUCAAACCAUUCAUACCCAUCAUCCGAUCAAGAAAAUCCAUUGAACCCAACCAAUUCAAAAUCAACACCGCCAAAUUAAAGCCGCCAUGGCCACUUCCUUCUCCUCCUCAAAAUCCAAAGCUCUGGGCAGCGCAAGAUCAAUCAGUUUACCCUCCAGAUCCCACCCCACCACCGCCAAAACCGAAGAGGAACUCAACAAGCUCAAAUCCUGGGAAACAACCUCGGCAGAAUCCUCCGACGCCGAGGUAAUCUGCGCCGGUCUCCACGCCUUAUCUGAGCUCCAGAAAUCCGUGGAUUCUCUCCUCACCUCGCCGCACACAAUCCAAGCUCUGUCCCGCCACGAAAAAUGGGCGGAUCAGUUGCUGGAAAACUCUGUAAAGAUCCUCGACAUCUGCGGGACGACCAGGGAGAUUGUUUCGCAGUUUAAGGAAUCUCUCUGGGAUCUCCAGUCCUGCCUGAGAAGACGAAAGGGAAAUCAUCUCUCCAACAAAAACAAACACAAUUCUUUGGUGAAACAGGGAGCCAGAAGAUUGAUCACGUCUCUGAAAAAAUUGGAUCAGGAAAUCUGGACCCCUGUCUUGUUAGAUUUUGAUGAUCACCAUGUUUGUGCUGUGAUUAGGGCUCUGAGAGAAUCCAGUUCCAUGGCCAAUUCUGUUCUGCAGAAAGUGUUGGUGUUCUUAUCAAUGGUGGCUUCAAAUUCAAAUUCAAAGGCGAAGGCAAGUAAAUGGUGUCUGGUUUCGAGAUUGGUUCUGCACAAGGGGGCUAUAGCUUCCCAGGAGGAAGAACAGUACAGGACGAAGAAGAUAGAUGAAUUGGAGAGGGUGGGAGCUCAGCUUGAAGGGAUAGAAAAUGGGUUGGAGAAUUCAUUUAGAGCCUUGAUUAGAUCAAGAACCUCUCUUCUCAAUGUUAUCUCAUGCCAUUGAAGUUUUCUAUCACAAAAUUCUCCAUAAGCAUCCCAGAUUUUAAGAGCUGUGCUUAUGAAUUUGAAUGUACAUACAUGAUCAGUUUUGUAAUUAAAGAAAAAACUAUGUGCAAAUACAUAUUGUAAAGUUUUUGCUCCAAA